Molecule: messenger RNA, 291 nt
Organism: Penicillium crustosum
Lineage: Eukaryota; Fungi; Ascomycota; Eurotiomycetes; Eurotiales; Aspergillaceae
Exons: 2
Coding region: 1-291 (96 amino acids)
Source: RefSeq, a predicted model, not a curated record
AUGGUGGGGUAUGGCUGUUGGCAUAUAAGGUUGAGAUGCCCGCACUGCUUUCUCCCUUCUUCUUCUUUUCAUCAUUCCAUUGACGAAUUUACAUUACAACAAUCCCAAACGGACAAGUACAUACUGCCCUUCCUUUGGGAGCCAUGGAUACUCUUUGGCUGGGCACAUUAUCCCUUAGGGAUCAAGGUAUCUCAGGUAACUUCUGGGUAUGAGCCGGUGUUCGUUCUUGCGUCGGUGGUGGAUCCAAUGUCUCUCGGCAUCAGAUUCAUCUUCGGCGUGGGUUCGUUCUGA